CAAGUCUGGUAGCCAGCAUCUAACUCCAACAUGCAGAUAUUUGCUUGUGUAGUGCCGUGAGAUUAUGGCACCAUGGCGCAUGUUAUUACAAACCUCUCCAGACUCUCCUCCCAUCCUGGGCGCUUUCCUCUAUUGGCUGCCUCCUUUCCACGCUGACAUCCAAAUCAUAUAAACCUGGGGGCCUCACACCUUCACUGGGGUCAAAUUUCUUGGGCAAAUCAGAGCAGCCUCUCCGGGAAACGGUCGCAAGAAAGACACACAAGAGGAUUCCAGCACUUCACCGAAAUUUGCUUUCUGGAAUUAUAAACUUUUUCACGGCCUGUUUCACCUCGGCUGAAGUUGCUUUCAGAAUGACGACGAUGUAAAAGUUGGUGGCUUCGUUUGGCUCGACUCGUUAAUGCAUUCAGGGGAAUACAUAUCUAAGUGUUGAAUGAGUUGUGCUGGCUGCAGAUCCCCGAGCAGAGACCGUUGUGGAGCAGCACCGGAGAGAGAUCGAGGGCGACGGAAAACACGACAACGACCCCAUUUGUUCCCCCGCUCGACAUGAACCUCAUCGGGGGCUACCAGCAUCACCACCACCUGAUGCACGAACCCUUCCCGUUCGUGCAGCGGUGUCAUCAAGAUGCGCCGUACUUCCAGAGCUGGGUGGUGAACCACGGCGAGAUGCCUCCGGACUUCCAGAUCCAGGCGCCCUACCCGGCCGUGGAGCACGGAGCGCCCGGAGCGACGCACGACGCCCGGUUGGAGGGGCUCCAGGCGGGGAUGGGGAAGAGGAGGACGUCGGGGCCAAAGAAAGAGCGAAGGCGGACGGAGAGCAUCAACACAGCUUUCGCCGAGCUGAGGGAGUGUAUCCCCAACGUCCCCGCGGACACAAAACUGUCUAAAAUUAAAACUUUACGCCUGGCGACCAGUUACAUCGCCUACCUGAUGGACGUCCUGGCCAAAGACACCGGAGAGACGGAGGGCUUUAAGGCUGAAAUUAAGAAAUUUGAAAACCGGGAUCUGAAAAGGAAGCGAGAGCCGACUGACGGCCUGCAGGAGUCUUUAGGAGCCGAGAAGAAGGUGAAGGGCCGGACCGGGUGGCCGCAGCAGGUCUGGGCUCUGGAGCUCAACCAGUGACCCUGCCUCCUCCUCCUCAUCCUCCUCCUUUUCUCCUUCCCCCUUUAAAAAAC
Epinephelus lanceolatus (giant grouper) is the source of this 1172-nucleotide messenger RNA. Its product is annotated as heart- and neural crest derivatives-expressed protein 1-like. Gene Ontology annotation, biological process: regulation of transcription by RNA polymerase II; heart development. Lineage: Eukaryota; Metazoa; Chordata; Actinopteri; Perciformes; Serranidae. The record is from RefSeq and is a predicted model, not a curated record. Gene Ontology annotation, molecular function: RNA polymerase II transcription regulatory region sequence-specific DNA binding; DNA-binding transcription factor activity, RNA polymerase II-specific; protein dimerization activity.